Molecule: messenger RNA, 5825 nt
Organism: Lotus japonicus
Lineage: Eukaryota; Viridiplantae; Streptophyta; Magnoliopsida; Fabales; Fabaceae
Product: DDT domain-containing protein PTM-like
Exons: 10
Coding region: 191-5365 (1724 amino acids)
Source: RefSeq, a predicted model, not a curated record
UAAAAUAAAAACACUAUAACUCGGUUACUGAGUCUCUAGAACAAACCAUUUCGUUUCUGCAUUUGCCUCCACUAGGGUUACAUCUCGCUCUCUUUUCUCUGCUUCACAUCUUCUCCGUUAUCUCAAAAGCUGCGCAAUCUUCUUCUUCGUCUUCACUGUGCUUCUCCUCGGAACCCUAACCCGAUCCGAUAUGGAAAAGCCUGCUGCGAGACCGAGGGGUCGUCCGCGGAAGAGGAUUAAGGAGGAGGAGGAGGAGAAGGAAGGGAGAUUGGUUGCUGAUGCGAAGAAGACGAGAUCGGUUGCGUUGGUUGGGAGGUAUGUGCUGAAGGAGUUCUCGGGAAACGGUGUUUUUCUCGGGAAAAUUGUGUAUUAUGAGACUGGGUUGUAUCGGGUGAAUUACGAGGAUGGGGAUUCGGAGGAUUUGGAUAGCGAUGAGAUACAUCCGAUUCUUCUCAGGGAGAAUGAUUUUGAUGGUGAUUUGACCAAGAGGAGGCGGAAGCUGGACCAAUUGGUGGCGAGGAAGAAGGCCAAGGCUGCUGCUGCUGCUGCGCCGGAGAAGGAGAAGGCUUCUGCUGGGUCGAAGAAGGAGGAAUCUGUUGCUGCUGUGCCUGUUUCGAGUGAAUUGAACGGUGAAAAUGGCGUGGGAGGAGAAAAUGGUGUGGUGGAAGCUGAUUCCUCGAGUGACUCGGGUUUGAAGGGUGGGAAUUCUGGUUCUGAUACUGAGAUGUCACUUAUGCUGCCUGCAUUUGAGUUGCCGCCGUCAUCUGGAACAAUUGGCGUGCCUGAGCGAAGUGUGUCGCACCUGUUUGCUGUUUAUGGAUUCCUGAGAUCAUUCAGCACUUGCUUGUUUCUCAUGCCCUUUACUUUGGAGGACUUUGUGGGUUGUCUUAACUGGCGAGCCCCGAACUCCUUGUUUGACUCCAUUCAUGUUUCCCUGAUGCGCGCGUUGAGGCGCCAUCUUGAAACCCUCUCUUCUGAGGGCUCGGAGCUGGCACUGCAAUGCUUUAGGUGCAAUGAUUGGAGCUUGCUCGAUACAUUGACUUGGUCCCUUUUUGUGAUUCAGUAUUUAGUAUUUAGUGGAUACACAAAAGAACCUGAAUGGAAAGGAUUUAAUGACGAGGUUUUGAAUGGCGAGUAUUAUUUAUUGCCUGUAAGUAGGAAGUUAAUGAUAUUGCAAAUUCUUUGUGAUGAUGUUUUGGAAUCCGAGGACGUAAAAGCUGAAAUGAACAUGCGGAAGGAAUCAGAGGUUGGGAUGGAUUAUGAUGCUGAAGAAGAUAUUCUUCCUGCAGAAACUGGGCCGAGAAAAGUUAAUCCAAGAUAUGCCAAGACUUCUUUUACCGAGGAUAAAGAAGCUAUGAAAUCUGUUUCAGCAUCAAAUGCUGUGAACCAACCUGGUAACUCUAUUUCACAUUUCAGGGAUACAGAAAGUACUGACGAUGGGGAUGUUGACCGAAAUGGAGAUGAAUGUCGCCUUUGUGGUAUGGAUGGGACCCUGCUUUGUUGUGAUGGGUGUCCCUCGGCUUAUCAUUCUAGGUGUAUUGGUGUGAUGAAAAUGUUUAUACCAGAUGGGCCAUGGUACUGUCCAGAGUGCAAAAUCAACUUGACUGAGCCAACCAUUGCGAAGGGAACAUCACUUAAAGGGGCUGAAAUAUUUGGAAGAGAUUCGUAUGGGCAACUCUUCAUGGGUACUUGCGGCCACUUACUAGUGCUCAAUACUGGCAACAAUGAAUUUCAUCUUAAAUAUUACAAUCAGAGUGACAUUCCUAAAGUUGUCCAAGUGCUUUAUGAAGCUGUGCAGCAUAGGCCAAUAUACGAUGGUAUUUGCAUGGCAGUGUUGCAAUAUUGGAAUCUUCCAGCAAAUUUCUUGCCUUCGGUUUCAACUGAAACAAAUGUAAACUCAGAAAAUAUGAAGGAAGAAACAAAAUGCUCUUCAUUACUUCCUCCUCAAAGAGAAGACAACCCUAUAUCUGUUAGUUUGGUGAAGGAAGAAUACCCUACAGGCCCUGUGAGUUUGAUUCACAGUGAUAAUAUGGUGCCAUCUCAUGAUGUUUCAUCUGUUAUCACUCAAAGUCCUGCUCCUGAAAGCAGCGGCAAUGCUGGCGGUAAAGAGUGCUCUGCUGUGAAUAUGACGAUUCCUGAGGAAACUGGGAUGGAGUUGGUCAUUUCAGCUGGUUCUGUUUCUAUUAGUCAUCAGUCUGACAUGAACUACCAAAAUUCUGUUAAUAUCUCAAGUGCAGAAGAUCUUGCUAACUGCUCUUUGGGAAACAGCUCAUCUGGUGAUUAUUGCCAUGCAAAUAAUAUGAGGUUGCCUCUGAAUUUUUCUUUGCAAACCAAAGAAAGCACCCAAGUAGGUUUUGGAUACAUGGGUUUUUCCUAUAAACCUCAGUCGUACAUAAAUUACUACAUGCAUGGUGAUUUUGCUGCAUCAGCAGCUGCUAAAUUUGCCAGUCUUUCUUCAGAGGAAUCUAGGUCAGAAAGUCACGGGUCUGACAAUCAGAGGAAAACUGUAGCUGCAAUCACUUAUUUGCAAGCAAAAGCAUUCUCUCAAACAGCUGCACGCUUUUUUUGGCCAUGUUCUGAAAAAAAGCUUGUGGAGGUUCCAAGAGAGAGGUGUGGCUGGUGUAUUUCGUGUAAAGCUACUGUUGUUAGCAAGAGAGGAUGCAUGUUAAAUCAUGCUGCCAUAUGUGCCACAAAAAGUGCUAUGAAAAUCCUUGCUGGUUUUUCCCCUAUAAAGAGUGGAGUGGGGAUCCUUCCUAGCAUCGCAACUUACAUUAUAUACAUGGAGGAAUGUUUACGUGGUUUAAUUGUUGGGCCCUUCCUAAAUGCAAGCUAUAGAAAGCACUGGCGUAAGCAGGUGGAACAAGCAACAACAUUUAGUGCUAUCAAGCCGCUUUUACUUAAACUUGAGGAGAACAUUCGGCUCAUUGCUUUUUCUGGAGAUUGGGUUAAGCUGAUGGAUGAUAGGGUGGUUGAAAUUCCCAUUACACAAAGUGCCGCAUCUACUCUUGGAACAGCUCAGAAACGUGCACCAAGUGGGAGGCGUUACAAGAAGCGGUUAGCUACUGAUGAGGCUACUGUUGAUGAUGGUAGCAAUAAAAACUGUGUGUGGUGGCGUGGUGACAAAUUUACCAAAUAUAUAUUCCAGAAAGCAUCUUUGCCAAAAUCCAUGGUCAGAAAAGCAGCUCGCCAAGGUGGUUUGAGAAAAAUUUCUGGUAUUUUCUAUGCUGAUGGUUCUGAAAUCCCUAGAAGAAGCAGACGACUAGUUUGGAGAGUCUAUGUUCAAAUGAGUAGGAAUGCAUCCCAGCUAGCACUUCAGGUCAGAUAUUUAGAUUUGUACCUCAGAUGGAGUGAUCUGAUUCGUCCAGACCAGAACAUUCAGGAGGGCAAAGGUCAAGAUACUGAAGCCUCUGCUUUCAGAAAUGCAAAUAUUUGUGACAAAAAACUUGUAGAGGGAAGAAGUUGUUAUGGAAUAGCUUUCGGGGGCCAAAAGCAUCUUCCUUCUCGGGUGAUGAAAAGUAUUGUUGAAAUUGAGCAAUGUACAGAAGGAAAGGAGAAGUACUGGUUUUCAGAGACACGCAUUCCUUUAUAUUUGGUGAAAGAGUAUGAAGCAGCUAAUGAAAAAGUUGUAUGUGAUAAAGAGUACUGCAAUGAUGCAUCUCAGUUGCACAGAAGGCCCUGCAAGGAUAUAUUUUUUUACCUUGCAUGCAAGAGUGAGAAGAUGGACAUGGUCCCGUGUUCUGCAUGUGGUACAACUUUUUCAAUUCGGAAUGCUUACCAGUGUAAUGCUUGUAAAGGUUAUUGUCAUGAGGGCUGUUCUGUAAGUUCAGCCUCUGCAAGCAAGGAAGUUGAGUACUUGACAACAUGCAAACGAUGUUACCAUGCCAAAUUACUUGCUCUAAAAGCGACUAGUAAUGAAUCUCCUACCAGUCCUUUACUCUUACAAGGACAAGAAAAAAGCUCUGGCAGUGUUUUUAAGGGACCAAGGACAAAGGGUAGACAUCCGGACGUGAAAGAAGUUACUUCUGUAGCAGUGGUAAAGGGACCAAGGACAAAGGGUAGUCAUCCUGACGUGAAACAAGUUACUCCUGUAGCAGUGGUAAAGGGACCAAGGACAAAGGGUAGUCAUUCUGAUGUGAAACAAGUUUCUUCUUUAGUGAUAAAGGGACCAAGGCCUAAAGGUCAUGAUCAAACACCGAAUUCUACCAGGACAAAAAAUAGUGAUCCUGAAAUGAAACAAGCUGCUUCUUCCACUUCCACAGCAAAAACCCGCAAGAAUUGUUCAUGGGGUGUUAUAUGGAAAAAGAAACCUAAUGAAGAGACAGACAUGAAUUUUAGGAUAAAAAACAUACUUCUAAAGGGUGAAUCAGGCGUGGAUGAACUCGGACCAGUUUGUCACUUAUGCAAAAAGGCAUAUAGAUCUGAUCUAAUGUAUAUUCGAUGUGAGACAUGCGAAAAUUGGUAUCAUACUGAAGCUGUUGAGCUUGAAGAAUCCAAAAUUCUUAGUGUGUCUGGUUUCAAAUGUUGCAAGUGUCGCAGGAUAAAAUCACCUGUCUGUCCUUACUCUGAUUUCAAGCCUCAAACCGAAGAGGUUAAGAAGUCACGCUCAAGGGGUACAAAGAAAGAAUAUUCUGGUGCAGAUUCUGAUUCUGCAACAUUUUCUGAGAUGAAAGAGUAUGAACCUGCUACUCCUGUCUUUCCUAUGGAGAAUGAUCCUUUACUUUUCUCUCUUCCAAAUGUUGAGCUGGUUACAGAACCUGAGUUAGAUGUGGAUAUUGAGAGGAACACUUUCUUUGAGCCAGGGCCUCAGAAACUACCAGUGAGAAGGCAUGUUAAGCGUGAGUGGGAUGGUGAUGGUGAUGGUUCCUUUGGAGGCAUACCUGUACAUGCUGAUUUCUCAACACAGAGUGAAGCAGGUAAUCUAUCCAACCCUGCAGAUUUGUCACCUUUAGAAUAUGACUCUGCUGUGCACUUCGACAGCAAUCUACUGAACACUUCUGAAAGUGUAAAUUAUGAUUGCACGGACUUUGAACCCCAUACCUACUUCUCUUUCAAUGAGUUGCUGCCAGAUGAUGGUAGCCAGUUUGAGGGAGUUGAUGUGUCUGGAGACUUGUCAGGAUAUUUGGAAAAUUCUGCUACCCUUGUUCCUGAAGAUUUUGGAGGUUUUAGUUCAGUCGAUAUUGGAGAACCUGCAAAUCCCUCUCAAGAUAAUGACUAUAGUUGUUGGAGAUGUUCACAAAUGGAACCAGCCCCUGAUCUCUGUUGUGAAAUUUGUGGUUAUUUGGUUCACAGCCAAUGUUCACCUUGGCUUGAAUCUCCAUCUAGGCUUGGAAGUUGGAGGUGUGGGGAAUGCCGGGAAUGGCAAUAGCUUAUUGAUGUGUCAUGCCAUUGUGCACUUUCUGAGGUUAACUGGCUUCUGCUGUCUCAUGGUCUCUAUUCACAUGAAUACCGUGUUCCAUCCUCGGUGCCUGGUGGACCCCCUUUCAGAAUCAAGGAGUAUGGUAUGAUUUUCUGCCUGCAGUCGUUGGGUUGAUUGAUGCUCGGGAGUCAUGGUAUUCAGGUUAUUUUAACACCUAGUCUCAAAUGGGAGUGUUUUUCCCAUAGAUAAGCUGAUUUUUCAUGAGGCUUAUCUGAAACCAUUGUUUGUAUAGGUCAAAUUUUACAAUUUUCUUUUUUUAAGUUAGGACAAAAUUAAGAAGCUUUGCUCGAUUGAAACUGAAGCUUCUAUACUGCAUUCAUAUUCGCUCAUAGUGAAAGCGCUAUAGGAUCACAGUGCUAUUCUCGAGGAACUAGAUUAUCAUUAAUAUUAUGAGAUACUGAUUUUGUCA